AUGGCCACCUUGGCCUCGUCACCCCCCGACCUCGCCCUCGUGGCCCAAACGACGCCCUCGAGCCUGGGCCCUCCGUUGCGAACGAUACUGCUGUGCAGCAGCAAGCUGCUUUCCACUCGCCUUCGUCUACGGCCUCACCACAUGGGCGGUAUCCCGAGCUCCAUCGUCGCAUUUUCCCUCUACGCCAUCCUCAACUUCUCGUAUACUGUCGCCGUUUUCACCGAUCCGGGGUCACCGAUCUCUACCAGUCGCGGGGCCGACCGUCAUGAGUACAGCGCCCUCCCUCCAUCGGAGCACCCGGAGUUCACAUCAUAUACCGUCACAUCGAGUGGUGAAUCACGGUACUGCAAAAAAUGCCAGUGUCCGAAGCCGGACCGCGCGCACCACUGCUCGACGUGCAAACGAUGCGUCCUCAAGAUGGACCACCAUUGUCCCUGGCUGGCAACCUGUGUUGGACUGCAUAACUACAAGGCAUUCCUGCUGUUUUUGAUCUACACAUCGAUAUUCUGUUGGGUUGUUUUUGGAAUUGCGGCCGUCUGGGUCUGGACCGAGAUCCUAAACGAUACCCAGUACAUGGAUACUAUUCUCCCGGUCAAUGUAGUUCUUCUGGCUAUUCUGGGUGGCAUCAUUGGCCUGGUUCUGAGCGGAUUCACAGCCUGGCAUAUCAGUCUGGCUGUACGGGGUACAACUACCAUUGAAUGUUUGGAAAGAACUCGGUACGUGUCGCCUUUGCGCAAAGCGCUAGACAGACAGCGGAAUGAGCAGGCGCCCAACAAUAACUAUUGGGGCGAGCCGGGCGAGGAAAGCAUAUCCACCCGUUUGCAAGGAUAUGGCAAUCAGAUCAUCGAUGCCCACGCCAAUGCAAUUCCAGGAGUCACCCGGGCCGAAGAGGGCGAAGAGCACACGUAUCCUGCACCGCGCCCAUCCGGGCCUCCGGACGGCUCAGGAAACGGCCUCACGCCAGCACAGCAAGCAUUGACCCGGUCAUACGCCGAGAUGGAGCGGCAGCGCGAGCACUCGAGGUACGAGGAGUACCAAAACGACGAAGACAACGAAAAAAUGCCCAGCGCGUUUGACCACGGCUGGCGGCGUAACCUGCUCCACCUCUUCGGGGAACGGCCGCUCUUCUGGGCUGUGCCCAUUUGCAACACGACCGGCGACGGCUGGCGUUGGGAGCCAAGUGCUAAAUUCCUAGAAGCGCGUGACCGCAUGCGACAGCGUCGAGAACAGGAAUCCACCGAGGAGCAGCAGUACUACCGCGAGCUCUACCAGCGCAAUCUCGACAACAGUAAUAGUUGGAGAGAAGGCGCUUCACAGCCGCAAAAGGUGCCAACCCGCGGUAGCACGCCUGAUCGGCCUCCGACAUCCGUGUCGAUGCAGACUCUUGCACCCCGGUCGCCGAGGCCGAGGCCUGGUGAUAGUGAUUAUGGAGAUGACGUCGAAGGGAACGGGUUGUUGGACCCGGGCGCUGGCCGCCAGCAGGCUACACGCCGUGACACUGAUGAAUGGCGGGCCUGGGACUAA
Messenger RNA from Penicillium samsonianum, 1524 nucleotides. Its product is annotated as DHHC family palmitoyltransferase. Gene Ontology annotation, biological process: peptidyl-L-cysteine S-palmitoylation; protein targeting to membrane. Lineage: Eukaryota; Fungi; Ascomycota; Eurotiomycetes; Eurotiales; Aspergillaceae. The coding region runs from base 1 to 1524 and encodes 507 amino acids. The transcript has 2 exons. The record is from RefSeq and is a predicted model, not a curated record. Gene Ontology annotation, cellular component: Golgi apparatus; endoplasmic reticulum. Gene Ontology annotation, molecular function: protein-cysteine S-palmitoyltransferase activity.